This is a messenger RNA of Cryptotermes secundus, 4450 nucleotides long. RefSeq lists its product as uncharacterized. The transcript has 5 exons. Gene Ontology annotation, cellular component: cytoplasm. Gene Ontology annotation, molecular function: mRNA regulatory element binding translation repressor activity. Gene Ontology annotation, biological process: negative regulation of translational initiation. Lineage: Eukaryota; Metazoa; Arthropoda; Insecta; Blattodea; Kalotermitidae. The coding region runs from base 268 to 777 and encodes 169 amino acids. The record is from RefSeq and is a predicted model, not a curated record.
UCCACAGCUUUGUAUUCUACUGAAUAAUCUCUUGCUUUGUAAUAAGAGGGUUUAAUAUUAAAGUAAAUAAAGUAUUGUCAUUUGUUACCAAGUUUGUGUAAAGGCCUAAAUUUGUUCUUCGAAAAUGGUCGCUCAAAGCUGUCAGCAUGACCUACAGAGGAAAUAUUAAUUUACAAAAGCGCCGUUUAACUUUGGAGUACUUUCAGAAUAACGAAUAGUGCCAACGAUCGAAAAGCAUAUAUAAAUACACUUUAUAAAUAGAACGUAAUGAACAUGAAGAUACCAAACGGCUCUGGAAACGGCUACUAUGGUCACGACUCUUCUAUUAUUUCAUAUCUGUCUGACAGCUCAGAUAUUGGUAAUGGUGAUGAUGUGGACUCACCAACAUUAGAUGGUGAUUUUUCAGAGUAUAUGUGGAUGGAGAAUGAAGAAGAAUUUGACAAGCAAGUGAUGCAACAAUUGGAAGAAGAGGCAUUAAUGGAGCAGUGCAUUGAAGCAAUGUUGGAAGAUGAGCGUGAAAUACGUAAUAUUCACAACCAAGCAAUGACAGCUAAUGGUGUAGGGGUUAUGGAUAUUUGUCAUCCAUGGAGCACCGGCACUGACUAUGUCCAGCCUACAGAUGCUCCCAAUCUGUGUGAAACCAUGGAGAAUCUCUCUGUCCAAGAUGACUUAGCUAAGCAGAGCACACUGAACCCAAAUGCAGCUGAAUUUGUUCCUCAGCAACAGUCCACACUGUCAUCUGCUCCAGAACAGUUGCAUCAUUCAGAAACAUCGUAGAAAUUCUUCAGAGACUUGAUGCAUCAUCUGAUACAGAGCAACAUUUCAUUUGGUAGGCUGUGAGGGAGUCUCUGGAAAUGAACUUCGUUAGUCAUUGUGAAUUUUCCACUCACAUCUCCUGUGUAUGUUCCAAUAUGUACGAAUGUGUGUUGUGUGAAUGUAUGCAUGUAGGCCUAUACUUGUGUGCAUACUCAUGGGUCUAAAUGCAGUAUUUUAAGGUUGUUACAGUCAUUUGUAAUCUUAUGCAAAUGAAUUGCUGGAGAUGCAGCUCUUAUUUUUUUCUAUUUGCACAUCAUAAGAGAAGUAUAUAUUUUUUUUAAAUGUCAAAGUGUUUGUUGUGAACAUCUUCACAUUGAAAAAAUGGAAUGAUCUAGAAGUUAAAAGCAUUUCAUAUUCUCUGCUUCAUCCAUAUGUUAAUACAUAUGUAAAUUUCCAUGAAGACCUUAAGAAACAACAUCUGGAUUAGUAACAUAUAUACAUAUAUAUGUUUGUGUUACUAAUAUAUAUAUGUACACAUACACACACACACAAACAUACAUUGGUAUUUCUGCACUUUGUAUGAGUUGUCAUUAUUUUUCAUUAAAGACUGCAAUCUUUUACAUCAUCAAUUUUUAUAUUGAAAGAGAAAGAGUACAAAUUAAUGAAGUUUACAAUACUCUGUAAGUGUGAGAGACUGGACAUUUAGUUAAACCAAGAUUUAUUCUGAUUUCACAUUUCUUUAGCAUCAGAUGUUAUAGAUGAUAAAAUCCAAUGCAAAAAAUGACUGUUGUUUAUCAACGUGGACAUCUGUGACGUAUCAGGUGCUUAAGAUGUUAGUUGCCAGGGAAUUUUGAACUUGUUUUUAUAGACCAUUUAUCAUGGUAAGAGAACAAUGUAUCCAUUUUCUUUACUGUAGUUUAUAACUUAUAUGAGUAGCUUCAGCCAUUGGUGUGUGACAUCCCAGAGACUUGUACAGGUCUCCUUAUUCUGUUAAAGCUAUACUACAAGACUUUGUUUUUUUUUUUUAUUUUGAAGGUAGUGUGAGGCUUUAUGCAUUUGCAGGAAUAGUGCAGCCAUCACAGAUCUCAAAACUGAAUAGAAUGCAUAUUUUUUACAAGUGUGUAUUAUUCAUUUUAUUUAUUGUUACGUUCCUUUAAACCCCAACAGGUUGUGGAGUUAGUAUGGGAAGAGAAUGCAGUUGUAAACUAAUUAUCAUAAAUUAAUUCAUAAGCCUAUUCAUGCACAAAAUCAUGAAUUUGAUGAAAUAUAUAAGAAAAUACCGAGGACAUUCCCAUCGGUAGUUAUGCAUUUUGUGUGACAGCCAGCAAUUGCACUGAGAGCUUGAAUCUCUUUUAAUUCAAUUUCCCUGCUGACUAAUAAAUUUGUAUAAAUAAAGGUCUUCCAGGAUAAGGCACACCUUCUUGUGCUUCAGUCCACACAGACUGAAUGACAGUUCUUUUUGCUAAAACUAGACUCGCUUUAUACAUAUGCAUACUUGUAUUUUCAAUUUUCAAUGGAUUGGGUAUUCAUCUGAGCUUAGGUAUGUGAUUUCUUAGAUGUAGAAGCCUCAGUAAAGCCCCCCAGGCAAAUUGAAGAGCAUUAAGCCUACUGGUUUACACAUGUGAGAUAAUAGAAAGAAGUGUUAAUCCAUAUUACAACCACCAUCAUGUUCAGUACUGCAGUUACUCCCAUGUUAUGACUUAUCAAGAUCAUAUUCACUAUAGAACUGUCCCUGAGAGAGAUUUUUAUACUAAAUUUCCCAUAAUCUGAAUAAGUUUAAUCCAUCCUACCCUAAGGUAACAGAACCACAUAAUGCUGAUUUAGUCUGUCUUAUGAAGUAAUCUAAACUCCAUCACAAAAUAAAUAAAAGAUGUCAUUUAAAACCUUCUGAAACAUGGUUUACAUGUUCCACAAACAAAAAUCACCAUUCAUAAUUGUAACAUACAGAUUAAACUUAAAACCAUAUUCAGACCAACAUGAAAAGAUAUCUUGGACAAAAAUAUGCUUGUGGCAUUGGAAUGCAAAACUGAAGAUCUGAUAAAGAGUAGUGGUUGUCUGGGUAGGCCAGUGGGUUCAGACAUGAAAACAUUGUAGGCAGGGUACAGGGUGUGCUAGCCUAAUAACAGAAAUAUGCCAUUUACAGUGAACUAGUAAAUCUAAAAGUGUAAUUCUGAAGCCCUGAGUUUUGUUCUUGAUGUUCUAUGUAGAACAAUCUACAAAUUCAUUAGUUCAGCAGCUUAUAUGAAGGACUUGUUUUGUGGGUUUAACUCCAAAAUAAACUAAUAUUUGUGUGUUUAACUCCAAAGGGAAUUAAAAAUCUUGUGAUAAAUCUGAAAACGUAUGUAUGCAUGAUACGAAACCCUUCAUGUACUGCAACAGUUUAGAUUGAAAUAAACUAUUUGUUCUCAGGACUUUAUUUUUUUUUAUCAAAUAUGGCUCUCUCAUAUUCAUAUUAGCUUUGUCCCAUGGUCUUUUAAAUACAACAUAUGUAUUUUUUGUACAUACUAUUUCAAGGCUGCUGCACAUGCAGGAAGAUUCGUGUGUUCUGGAACACAUAACCAGCUGCUGUCUUUCCUACUUUUGGUUUCACUGUUCAUCUGUCACAGGGCAAUUAAAUUGUUCUAAAUUUGGUUGGUAUCCCUAUGUCAGAAAGCUCUUCUUUGUAUGAGUACUUUUCUCUUAUCGUUAUAAUGAAAUUCAUAGAGUUUGUUUCUCUCCAUUGGCUGGGGCAGUUACAUUCUAUAAAAUAAAACUUAAAGAAAGGAAAUAAAAUUUAUAUUGGCUAUAGAAAAGUGUAUACACUAACCUACAAGGAGCUUUUGAAUAAGAUGAAAGAAUAUUGUGAAUUUGAAUGUUUGUAUAAAAAUCACUGUUUACAUGGAAAAUUUGUGUUUGAAUUUGGGCACGAUUUUGGAAUCCCAUUCUGUGGGUACAGAUAUGGUAAUUCUCUUUGCUUUCAGUAGGUAGCAGAGUAUGAUAUCAAUUAUCUGUCUUGAAGGAUUUUUAUGUGAAGUACUGUUAUUACCGGCAUAUAAGAAAUGAUCAUGGUCAGAGGAGUAAGCAAUAAGUGUUGUUUGCAAACCCAAUAAAGACAUUUGUCAGAACUUCAGUAAUAUUGGCUCUUUAGCUUAAAAUGUAACUGAGUAUUAUAAUAAAUUUGAAUUUUGCAUUAUUGAACAUUAACAUGGAUUUAAGAAGGGCAAAAGUGGUGAAAUAUUAAAUUUGUGAAUCUCAGUAUUCUUGUAUUAUUUAAUGUGGCUAUGAAUAUAUUUCACUCACCACAAGCCACUUAUAUUAAAAAUAUCCUGAUUACCCCUAUUCUCAGUUAUUGUAACAUCCAUUAUAAGGUAUUAUUUCUGGAAGAAUACUCACUUUUGGAAAAGAGUUUUGUAGCAGCAGAACUAUCAUAAUCUUACCAUAAAUUGGUCUAGUCAUGUGUUUGUCUUAUGUCUUGCAUUCUAUUGACUAUGGUCAUUUUAGUUAUUAGGAAAAUGCAUAUAUGGAGUAUUAAGUGCAAUACCGAAUACGUAGUUUGUGGUACUUUUCAUUUGUGAAUGAAAACCAAAAUCCCAAAUGAAUAUCAGAGUCUGAAAUAUUAUUUCUUAAUGUUAUGAUAUUCAAGGAUAAACCUUUAGACAAUGAAGAAUGCAGGUAAAUGCAAUAAUGAAUAAAUUUAGGAAGUCUUACAAAAAUA